AUGCCGAAGGUUUCGAAGAAGCAAACACCCCGUAAUGUUUCUUCAAAUUCCGACAAGAGUAAUUCCGUUCAACCGUCAACAUCUACCGGAGUAACAGAGAAGACUUUCGUUGAUCGCAAAGCCGAGAUUAAGACCUGUUUUUCGGAAAUUCGAGAUCCACAGUCGGCGCACUACCAAACAUGGCUGGUGGCGAAAGCGGGGCGGCGCCAGGUUGCCAACUUUAUCAUGGACUAUGUUUAUUUUAUUAAAGGAUCAGCUGCAGCUUACAAGUCGUCGGCAUCGACUGGGGGAUGGGUAGUGGAGAUCCUGACUUCAUGCGUUCCCGGCCCGAUAUCCAUGUUCAUUCCCUCCACUGAUUUUGGAUUCGUUCGCGAUCUGGAGCGUUCUAUCCACAAGAAUACAGAGUAUGCAGGACGCCUCACUUUGUCGUGCGACCAACCCACUUUGAAGCGGUUCCAUAACUGGAAGCAAGAACAAUUUGCCGAAAAAUAUAAGGCAGAAGAUCGUACGCGAAGCCAUGUCCUGCAGCUAGGAAUUCAGCCAGACCAACGGACUUUGGUUAUGGGCGAAAAUUCCAUGGGAAUUUACGAAGAAGACCCGGCUCAACCAGAAGUGCUGAUUUUCAGGAAAGUUACGAAAGCUGAAUCGAAGUUUUUCUGGAAUGCGUCAUUAAAUUUGGCGGAUUUUUCUCCUGACCUGGCGGCAGAUGGAUCGGCCAUGACAAGGCUGAUUGAAGAAAUCUUCAACGAAAGAUUCCAUCUUAAUUUUUAUGCUCUGUUGGGCUAUGCCGUGUCCGGGUUUUUUGCGGGCUUUAUUCGAGAGAAUCUUGGCUGUGCACUGCCGGUUCCCAUCCUUGUUGGCCCGACCAUCAGUUUUAAGACACGAUUAAUGGAAUGGAUUUGCUCCGUGUUCGGCCACCACAAUAAUUCAGAAGUGCUGGGUGCAUGGCUGCAUAUGAAGUUCAUUGACGCCACCCAAGCAGGCAUUGAGGGCGUAGGAAGAAAGCAUCCUUUUGCGAUCAUGAUUCAAGACUGUGCUAAUAUGGAGGACCUGGAGAACCUUACGAAGCAGUACUUUGACGGCGCCCGAAGGGUAACGAAGAACGGUACAUGGGAGAUCGCCAACCCCCUUGCUUAUGGCUGCAAUUUCGGAGCGUUAAAACGACUUUUUGACGCGAUCGAGCCAUCGUCUCGUGAACGGAUGGUUGUAUUAGAACAACUGCCGCAACCCAGAAAGCCGACAAUGCAGGAGAAGAAACAGUUGGCGGCAGCUCGACUAGCAUUUUCGGGCAAUCUUACACUGUUCGCAAAUCCCAGCCCGCAAUCAUUUGAUGAAACAAAUUGUGGAGGACGCGUUUUGGAAACUUAAAGAAGCGUUUGCUAAAGAUUUGGAAAAAAAAAGGAGUUAUAGAGCAGAGCACUCGGCUAUCCGAAAAUAACGCGCUGAUUUCCGCACUUGGAGUUGCGGCAAAAGUUGUUCUGUCGGUUGCCUUGGACAAGAGCGCAUCACAGGAGAAAAUCGCGCAAAUUACGGAGACUUGGAUAGCGAAGUACUGUGAAUACUUUCGAACGUGCCAGCUGAAACGAAUUAUGAACACUCAAGUGCGGUCGGCAACGGUGGGCGAUGAACCGCUGGGAUCCAUUCAAGCAGCUCUUGUCACCUUUUUGUUAGAGUUCAUGCAAACAAAUCCGAAGUGGCACGAAUUUUUUACGUGGCCGGUUCGUACGGAGAGUCUUGGCAGCAAAGAGUGUUUUGCGAUUCGGACAACGCAUAUUUUCCAGCAUUUGGCCGAUCGAAAGGAGACCAACGCUGAAAUCGUCUCCCUGCUGAGGGAAACUUCAGAAGCGGCAGUAAAGGCGUGGUUGAACGAAAAGCCGGAAAAGAAUUCCAAAAGAGGCGCAGUCAACAUCACCGUAAACACGUUCUGUACGGGAAAGCCGGCUGCUGGAGACGCGAUGCCAAUAACACUGCUGGGAGAGAGCUGGCAGUUGAUUAUUGACGAAGCAACCCGGCAGAGCCAUGAUCCAGCACAACUGAAAUGUCACAUUGCCAACCGAGCAAUUUACAAGCGCCUUCUUCAAGAACGGAAGUGUUCAGAAGUAGCUACCGAUAAUCAGAGUUCUGGUGGCAAUAAAGGAAAUGAGCGGUCAUCGUCGGUCGAGGAUGCAGAGCAGAGUCGGAAGCGACCCCGGUCGCCGGAUCCGACCCUCCAGGGUCCCGAG
Molecule: messenger RNA, 2222 nt
Organism: Paramacrobiotus metropolitanus
Lineage: Eukaryota; Metazoa; Tardigrada; Eutardigrada; Parachela; Macrobiotidae
Exons: 11
Coding region: 1-1368 (455 amino acids)
Source: RefSeq, a predicted model, not a curated record